Molecule: messenger RNA, 3510 nt
Organism: Zonotrichia leucophrys gambelii
Lineage: Eukaryota; Metazoa; Chordata; Aves; Passeriformes; Passerellidae
Product: mas-related G-protein coupled receptor member H-like
Exons: 2
Coding region: 645-1556 (303 amino acids)
Biological process (GO): G protein-coupled receptor signaling pathway
Cellular component (GO): membrane
Molecular function (GO): G protein-coupled receptor activity
Source: RefSeq, a predicted model, not a curated record
CCAGCACUGCCAGCAUUCCACAGCCACCAGAACCACCAGCAUCCUUCUGCUGCUGGAGGGACAGUUACCCCGCAGGGAAGAGAAACAAGAAAUGGUGCAAGACUCUCAGGAGAGAGAAGGCAGUACGAGAAAGGGACAGUCUGCAGGGAAGGAAUGUUUCUCAUCAGGAGGAAACAGGGAGGCAUUUGCAAAAUGUUUCAUUUGGAGCUUUUGACAAAAGUCACUUCCUCUGUCUGAAAAAAAACCCCACGACCAAAAACUCAGAGGAAGUGACAUUCUGACGUAGCCAAAGAUGCAAUUUCCACCUCCCCCCAUGACUCCAUGGAGCCCUGGUGAGCAACACCAGGACAGGGCACAGAGAGGAGCCAGCAGGAUGGGAAUGGAGAGCUCCUGGUGACCUGGGCACUUUCUCCUUCAUGUCCCUGACCUGCCAGGAGCCACUUUAGGACAUGGAUCCCAAAGGAGCAAGAGGGACCAGGAAGCGCCGCUGAUCUGCACAGACCCCUUUGCCUGCUGCUGCCCCACAGGGAACAGGGAGCUGCUGAGGAGCCACAUGGUCCAUCCCUGGAUUCUCCAAGCACUGACUGCCCAUCCACUCUGACCACAGCCAGGGCCACAACCCACUGUCUGUCCAGCGUCCAUCCAUGGAGGUGACCACCGUGUCCCCAUCUCCUGCCUCACCCACUGAAGGGGAUGAUCUGUGUGAGACAGAUGUCACCGAUGUGGCCAUACACAGUGUGACCUUGCUUAUCUGCCUCUGUGGGCUGGCUGGGAACGGGGCUGUGCUCUUGCUCCUCAGCCUGAAAAAGGGUAAUCGUUACUUCUUUUACAUGGCUUUCAUUGACUUUCUCUUCCUCCUCUUUGCAGUCCCCUCUACCUUCCUCUUCCUGGUGGAGGACGUGUCCUGCUCCCCUAUCGUGCCCUUUAUGUACGUGAGUUUCCUUUUCCAGCUCUCAGUGGUCCCCUACUACAGGGCACUGGUGUCUCGAAGGACUGCCCAGUCCAUGCAAAAGCUCUGCAAGCUCUGCUGCGGCUGCCACCUUCCUAAGCACCUGAUGUGGGUGGUGGGAAGUGUCCAAUAUUGGGCCUUCUUUGCUCUCUUUGCUGUCAUUCCCACACUGACAUUCCUGUGCCCAUCACACCAGCAGGAGCUCUGCCGGGCAGCUCUCAUCUCCGUGUACACCAUCGCCCUGCUCCUCUUUGUUGUACCGGUGGUCACUUCCCGCACAAUCAUCCUCAUGAAGGCCAAGUGGGGCUCCCAGCAGCAGCAACCCAAGAGGCGCGACAUCGUUAUCCUCAUCACUGUGCUCCUCACUCUCUUUCUCAGCCUCUGGAAUUUCCUGAAGCAGCUUGGUUACCUCACUGUGCCCUUCCAGGUUGUUUUCCUGCUCAACUGCAUCCACAGCAGCAUCAAACCCUUCAUCUACUUCUUGGCAGGGCAAUGCUGGUGGCCCUGCUCCAUGGGGUCACUCUGGCUCUCCCUCCAGAGGGUCUUUGAGCAGCAGAAAAAAAAAAAAAAACGCAGAAAUAAGUCUCGCACAGAAACAGUAGUCUGAGCCUGUUGAUCCCUACCACUGCUCUGCUGAAGGACCUUGGCACAAAGCCUGAGGGUUUCCUUGAGUCACCUGAUGAAUCAAUAUCCAGAGGAUCACCCUCCCCAUGGUGCUGUAUUCAUGCAGGAGAAGGGACCAGUGGCAUUGUCUUGUGUGAUUUUUGUGGAAUGCUCUGCAGGGAGCACACUGGAGCAUGGCUUUCCUCCUCCCUCCUGGAUCCACAUGGCUCCAAGCAGUGCAGCUGGGCUCAGUGCUGUUCCCCAGCUCUAUUCCCCAUGCAAUGACCCUCAUGGCCUCAGCCCCAGGGAAUGAACUCCAUCUCCUUUGGCUCAGCAGAUGAGUUCCAUGGUGUUUUCAGGGAGCUCUUGCCUGCAAAGCAUGGGACACCCUAAUCCCUGGGGACACACCCAGCAUGGGAUGGCAGUGAUUUCCCAAAUCCCUGCAGGGCUGGUGCCUCUGGAUGGCAGGAGAGGGGCUGGGAUCACAGGGAGCAUCCUUCCCUUUCUGUCCAGCAGAGCCAGCCCUGCAUUCCCAGCUGAUGGGAAGGGACACCAGGUAGGGCUGCAGAGCUGGGGAAGGACAGCAACAUUCCCUUAUGCCUUCAGCAGGAAUGUCUCACAUUCUUGAAUUCCAGAAUUGAAUCCUUCUGAGUAAAGUGCAGGGUCGAUGGUGAACUCCACUGAACUCCUGUGCCUGUAUCCAGAAAGUACAUGGAACAUGGAAAUUCCCAUCACCAGAUGCUUGGACCAUUGAAUUGCACAGAGAUUAUGGGGUUGUGCUGCUCUUCUGCAGAAUGGGGCCAUCCAUCCUCUGGUUCCCCAGCAUCAGUGUCCAGGGAAGCCCUUGAGCACCUCCAUCCUGAACCUGGCCACCCUCAGGAGGAGCUGCACAGCCACUCUGCACAGCAGCUCCAGCCACAGUCCAGCCUGUCCUGAUCUUUGUCAUUCUGAAACUACCCCUCAAUCAGAUUUGGAUUCAUGGGUUUUGUUUGAUUCCACUGUGGAAGUUCCAGCCUCUGAAUCUGUUAAAUACACAACAUCUAGGCUUCACUGCAGGGCCUGUCCCUGUUUAACAGUGUCCAAAAUGGCUCAUUUCCUUCUUUUAUCCCAUUCUAAAGCCUCUGGCUGGUCUGGGAGCAGGGCAGGUCCCUGUCUCAUACAAGAGCCCUUCCUAAGGCACGUGCCUGCAAUGCUUGGGAUGAUGUUGGUAGUGUCAAGAGCUCCUGAUUGCUGCUGGGAGAGACCUGGGCAGCAGCCACAUCUAUUGCUCAGGGGGAAGUUGUCCCUCCUUUUCCCACUGCCUUAAAUCCAGGGGAAAGCAACGUGCCACUGCUUCUGGAAAGGGAACUGAGAGUGAAAGCAGUGGAUGGAGUCAGGCUUUGGAGACACACAUGAGAGAGAUUUGACAUCUGAAAGGGUUUUUCUCUCCCAUCUCCUACUUUCCUGCCAUUUGGAAAGCAGAAACUUUCCACAGUGGAACCUCUUAUCCAGGAAAUGACAUUUCAGCCAGGAUGUUUGUCCCAAGGCAAGUGCAGAAGGAUCAUGAUCCUCCAAUAUACUUUUUCUGCUUCCCAGCACCGUUCUUGUCUCCAGUGUCACCCAGACCACUCCCCACCUGAGCUUCUAUUCAAAAGAGCAACGAUUUCAAACCAAAAGUUUUCUUGGGUCUCCUUACCCAUGGCAGAAGGAGAGAUGGAAUGAGAUGAUAGCUAAGGUUCCUUCCAAGACAAACAAUUCCAUGAGGAUUCCUCAGGUCAUCCAGCAACCACACCAGCCUGGAGUUCCCCUGCUGCACACAGCACCAGCCUGACAGAGCUCAAGGAGCAUUUGGACAAUGCUCUCAGGCACAGGCUGGGAUUGCUGGGAUGUCCUCAGCAGGGCCAGGAACUGAAUUCAAUGAUCUUUGUGGCUCCCUUCCAACUCUGGAUAUUUUAUGGUUCUAUUUUAUGAUGCCUCUC